AUGGACUCCGUGAACGUGUUCGACAUUUACAGCACUCCCGAGACUCCCACAGCUCCCCCGAGCAAAAAGAAGGCAAGCAAGAGGCACCCUGGGGAAAGCAGCAAAGUGCCUCAGGCUAAGAAGCCUCGCAAUGCAGGCCUCCCGGAGGACGGGCCCUCAGCUAAUACAACUCCACCCUCUCCUCGUAAGCAGCAGACUCCCCCUGCUCCAGCCGGAACGACUCCACCUCCUGCGGCCCCAACCGACCAGGCUCACCAGGUCAGUCCUGCUUCGACUGGGGGAGACAUAACUAGUCACGCCUUCAUAUCGGUCAAGGACAGGGUCGCGAAAAAUGUAAAGCAUGACCGCUGCCAAGAGGCGAUGGACGUCGACCUGAUCUUAAACCGUACCUUGAACGAGUUUACCAAUGCAAUGCUGACCCUUACUGCCGGCCGUCUCUGCUCAGGUGCUAUUACCGAGCAGGCCAAAUCUUUGGAGCAACGACACGCUGAUGAACUCAAAGCUGCCGCAGAGAAAUAUGUCAAACAACUUGCAGUGGAAUUUAAGGAGAAGAAUAAAUUGGCCGAGGAGUUGAAGGAGAAGCAAAAGUCUCUAGAUAAAGCCAUCGAUCAGAGGGACCAGUUCAAGGAGUCUAACCGCGUCAAUUACCGCGCGGCUAAACAGCUCGAGGAGGACUUGGCUGCGAGCAGACAGGAGAAUACUACCUUGGAGGGCUGGAUCGAGGAGCUUGAGAAAGCCAAUGCCAGCAACUUAGAAAGGUAUAAUAAUGCCACUCUCCGAUGCUUCUAUGAUUUAUGGAAGCACAACCAGGGUGCCAACUUCAACUACCUUCCUGAGAAUGCAAGAAACGCUGAGCUUGCUAGCUGUGCUGCUCGACUGGAAGAGGAAGAAAGAGCAAGGAUUCCUGCUUCCCCUGAGAUCUCGCUGGCCUGGGAUGGACAGGGCAGACAAUGA
Molecule: messenger RNA, 954 nt
Organism: Humulus lupulus (European hop)
Lineage: Eukaryota; Viridiplantae; Streptophyta; Magnoliopsida; Rosales; Cannabaceae
Exons: 2
Coding region: 1-954 (317 amino acids)
Source: RefSeq, a predicted model, not a curated record